Drosophila busckii is the source of this 571-nucleotide messenger RNA. It is a transcript of the gene mRpL52, whose product is annotated as 39S ribosomal protein L52, mitochondrial. Gene Ontology annotation, biological process: mitochondrial translation. The record is from RefSeq and is a predicted model, not a curated record. The transcript is spliced from 3 exons. Gene Ontology annotation, cellular component: mitochondrial large ribosomal subunit. Lineage: Eukaryota; Metazoa; Arthropoda; Insecta; Diptera; Drosophilidae. Bases 61 to 444 code for a protein of 127 amino acids. Gene Ontology annotation, molecular function: structural constituent of ribosome.
AUCGAAAUGUGAACAGCUGUUUUGUGGUUAUGUGAGCGUGUUUUUAUUUUACCAACAAAAAUGUUUAAAAUUGGAAAAUUAUCUAUUAGCUGCGUCAAUACAAUUGCUGCACAGCGCCAGUUUACUCUAAGCGCUGCUCGUCACAUUGACCAGAAGUGGCGCGCCGCUAAGGGAUUGCCGGAGAAUCCCAAUGCAUUUGGGCCGCUGACAAAUCUGCCUGAUUACACAUAUUUGGAUGGCAGAACAACACCACUGGGUUCCAAUCAGAAGAAACGCUUGCUGAAGCAGCAAGAAAUAGCUACCAAAAUUGUGGAGCUCAGCAGCGAACUGGAGUUUGCGAAAAAGCGUCAUGCACAACUCAAGGCAAAGGCACAGGCCGAAAGGGAUCGUGUCAUGAAGAACAAGUUGAAGCCAAAGGGACCACUGCUCUUGAAGAAGCAGUGAGCCAAGAGUUUGUUUAAAUUAGUUCUUUAAUGUUAUAUCACAGCCUGACAGUAGCAGGUUGUUUUCAUAUUAAAUCAAAUUAAUAAUAAUUAAAUCUUAAUCAAUUUGUUAAAUUGCUGCUGACGCA